Clupea harengus (Atlantic herring) is the source of this 2866-nucleotide messenger RNA. It is a transcript of the gene egr2b, whose product is annotated as early growth response 2b. Gene Ontology annotation, biological process: regulation of transcription by RNA polymerase II. Lineage: Eukaryota; Metazoa; Chordata; Actinopteri; Clupeiformes; Clupeidae. Gene Ontology annotation, molecular function: RNA polymerase II cis-regulatory region sequence-specific DNA binding; DNA-binding transcription factor activity, RNA polymerase II-specific. The record is from RefSeq and is a predicted model, not a curated record.
CAAAAGCAUAUUCAAAUAGAACUAGUACACUUUCCGACGCUAAGCCAGUCUAGAUGAAAAUUCCGUGAUUGUGCCUCUCAUUUGAUUGUGGGUUUCAGAUGAUAGAUGAGACAGGCCCCUGCUCGGUGGGACUCGUUAGUUUCCGAUACUCCGGAAUACAACCCAUAUAUGAACGAAUGGGUGGAUUUGAAUCACCGGAUAAAACCAUUUAUGGCAUGAAAGCUUAACCGGAAUUCCUGGUUGUGUGUAAGAGGAUGAUGAUGACAUUUGGAAACAUAAACUAUCUCUGCAAUUGAAGAGCAUGUUUUAUCUAUUUGUAUGCGCUUCGAAGCCUUUGAGUCUUCCUCCGCACACUUCUUUGCAAAACAUCUGUUUUAACUUUUAGUAAAUAAUUCCCUAUAGAGGCUACGCGUUUGUAUUUCCCAGCCCUCGGGCGGCUCUCAUUUCAGGGUUCUCCAUUGACAAGUAUUCUCCUGUGUCGUCACUUAACAAUCAGCCAAUGAGCUUCGGCAGCGCUACUUUUUCUAACCACCCAGUCCUUGUAUGGUCAGUGACGUAACGGCAUAUUCACGGGCUCCCAAUAAAUACAUACUACGACUACCAAAGCCACAAAGAUCUGUCAUUCAGGGGGUAGACCGACUGAAGGGUUCAUAGGUAAUUACCGUGAGAGCUCAUCCACAAGGUUGUGCCAGAUGUAACAGGUUUGUCAGGGAAAACAUAGGUCACACAAUAGCGAGCAGAAAAGCAUCAUCUUCAUAUACGUCCACUGAAACCUUGCGAAAAGCUCCGGUAAGGUUUUAAAUGAUGACAGCUAAAAUCCUGGACAAAACCCCUGUCACUCUCGGAGGUUUUGUACACCCGCUUUCCGAGAGUGUGUACUCCGUGGAUGAAGUCGCGACAAACUUGCCAACUUCAAUUUCUAUUUUUCCAAACGGUGAUUUGGGAGGACAUUAUGAUCACAUUAACGGGUCUAUCGGAGAUGGCUUGAUGAAUGGGGACAUGAACACGGAAAAGAGGUCUCUCGACUUGGCUUAUUCUAGCAGCUUCAGCCAGCCCACCGGUCCACGGAAUCAGACUUUUACCUAUAUGGGCAAGUUCUCCAUUGACUCUCAGUACCCAAGCAACUGGAACCCGGAGGGUGUCAUCAACAUAGUCAGUGCGGGCAUCCUGGGCAUGACCCAGCCUUCUUCGGCAUCCUCGUCUCCAGCCUCGUCAGUGUCGCCAAACCACUUCGCCAGCACCAUCAGCUGCACCAUGGCACAGAGCCAGGGGGACAUGGACCACAUUUACUCCCCGCCUCCGCCCUAUUCCGGCUGCGGGGAAGUGUACCAAGACCCCUCCGCCUUCCUGUCCACCUCCACGUGUCCCAUAUCCUAUCCACCGCCGUCCUACUCAUCUCCGAAGCCGAACACUGACCCAGGUUUUUUGCCAAUUAUCCCAGACUACGGGUUCUUUCAGCCACCUUGCCAGAGAGACAUGCAGGCUCUGCCUGACCGAAAACCAUUCUCGUGUCCGCUGGAUUCAUUCAGGGUCCCUCCACCCCUGACUCCCCUUAACACUAUUAGGAAUUAUACACUCGGAGGACCUAUGCCUGAGGUGCCCAGACUACCAACCACAUACAGCCCACAGAACUUACCGCUGCGGCCCAUCCUGCGCCCUAGGAAAUACCCAAACCGCCCCAGCAAAACGCCUGUGCAUGAACGGCCCUAUCCUUGUCCAGCUGAGGGAUGCGAUCGGCGUUUCUCUCGCUCUGACGAGCUGACCAGACACAUUCGCAUCCACACGGGACACAAGCCUUUCCAGUGUCGGAUAUGCAUGCGUAACUUCAGCCGCAGCGACCACCUGACCACUCACAUCCGCACACACACGGGCGAAAAACCCUUCUCCUGUGAUUUUUGUGGACGGAAGUUUGCCCGGAGCGACGAACGGAAGAGGCACACCAAAAUCCACCUCAGACAGAAAGAGAGAAAGUCAUCCAGCGCCUCAAAUGCCACAAACUCUGAGCGCUCGUUGGGUAUCAGCUCAGCAGCCGGCGUGUGCUCCUCCAGUUCGAGCCAAUAGACUGCAAUUUCCCGUUUAAUUAACACUAUUUAAUGAUCAUAACUUUGUCCAAUUGCGUUCGUUCUAAUAGAACUGGAAGAAUUAAUUAAAAACAAUAACUGUCAUGGUACACAAACAGAGACGGACUGCGAAAUUGUGCAACUUUGAUGCACCCAUGGCCCGUCUUAACAUUGGCAGCUGUAGCCUGACUCAAAACAAACGCACUUUGUUUAAAUGUAGGCUAAAAGUAGAUAAUGUUUUCCCACCUGACACAGAACUGCUGAAUGACAUGUUUUAAAAAAUGCAGUAGGUGGGUAAUAUGUCACAGACUGAUGGGCCAUGGGUGACCGAUAUUAGAGGGAGAAAAUAUGCACUGAAACAAGACUGCCACGAACUGUUACUGAAUACUUGAAAGGGUAGUGGAACUUCAAACUGGCGAGGUAUUGUAAGGAACUAAUAACUGGAGUUAAUUUAAACCUAGGUUGUUUUCCCUCUUGUGCCUUUUUGGUCAGUUCUUUUUGUAUAUAGCUUCAGACGUAUGUGAACUUUUAAUUGAAUUGUAUAUUUGUCAAUUAAUAGGUAUGGGAACUUAAAAUAUAAAUAUAUUUUUGUAUAAGAUGUUUUGUGCCACAAUUGGGAAGCGCUGCAUUGCAAUAUAACCCCCCAAAACAAGAAAUGUAAAUAGUUUAACUCAUGCCGACGUUAUGUUUGUUUCUUGUGAGCAUUUCAGCUGAUAUGUGAAGUGAUAAAACUAACGCAGGUCAAAGGCGACCUUGCUAUUAUUUGUCAACUAAAAGAAGGAAUAAAUAAAAACAAAUAAACACCA